Messenger RNA from Leishmania major strain Friedlin, 654 nucleotides. RefSeq lists its product as hypothetical. The record is from RefSeq and is a predicted model, not a curated record. Lineage: Eukaryota; Euglenozoa; Kinetoplastea; Trypanosomatida; Trypanosomatidae. Bases 1 to 654 code for a protein of 217 amino acids. The transcript has a single exon.
AUGAUGAGGCCGCCCUUGCCGCCGCAGGCGGUGUUCAACCGCUCUGCCAGCUCUAGGCCGGCUCCACCGUCCAUGCACAACUGUGGGCCGCCGCCUCCGGGGAGCCUCAACAACUCUCUUCGGCCGAGCGGGCCCGUAAGGCAGAUCGCCAUAUGUGGCAGCUCAGGGCCCGGAAACACGCGCCUGCCGUCCUCGCAAGUCCUACAGGGUCAACGUGUCAAGUCCGUGGCGCGUGGCCCACAGCCAAGCUCAGUAGAGCCGACACGAUUGGCGAACGGCAAGAAGAUCAAGAAGACAGAUAAACAGCAGUCGCAGGUGGCAGAGGCGAGGCCCGAGCACUACACUUUUACCGGCCCGACGAAGAGCGCCAUGAAGAUACGCAAGGCGCAGCUCCAGCAGCAGAGGCGCGGCGCCAACGUGGGGAAGGAAAUCAAGACAACCGUAGGCAACGACAGCUCGUGGAUGAAGGGGCUGACCUACUCGACCUGGGUAGACUCGCCGAAAGGGACGUUGCACAAACUCGACCACGAGGGCCCAUAUAAGCGUCGACCAAAGACCAAGAACAACCCUAACAAGAAUAGAGGACGCAAGACUCGUAGUAACAUGGGAAAGACGAGCUUGCUUCUUGAGGCGCUUCGCAACCUGUUCCGAUGA